GCUCAAGUCUGAUUCCCGCCCUCCCUUCUCGUUUUAGGAAUGUUGUGCUGAGAAGCCACAGAAGAGGGUAUGGCCUUAUUUUGCCAAAGAAAACACAGCAGUUGCAACCAGUUUUGCAAAAACCGUCAGUGUUUGGAAAUGAUUCUGAUGAUGAUGAUGAGACUUCUGUGAGUGAAAGCCUUCAGAGGGAAGCUGCUAAGAAGCAGGCCAUGAAACAGACCAAACUGGAAAUCCAGAAGGCCCUUGCCCAAGACUCCACUGUGUAUGAAUAUGACAGUAUUUAUGAUGAAAUGCAGAAAAAAAAGGAGGAAAGUAAUCCCAAAUUGCUUUUGGGAAAAGAUCGAAAGCCCAAGUAUAUUCACAACCUACUAAAAGCUGUUGAGAUAAGAAAAAAGGAACAGGAAAAAAGAAUGGAAAAGAAAAUACAGAGAGAACGAGAAAUGGAAAAGGGAGAAUUUGAUGAUAAAGAGGCAUUUGUGACAUCUGCUUAUAAGAAAAAACUUCAAGAGAGAGCUGAAGAGGAAGAAAGAGAAAAGAGGGCUGCUGCUCUAGAAGCACGUUUGGAUGUAACCAAGCAGAAAGAUCUCAGUGGAUUUUACAGGCAUCUGUUAAAUCAAGCAGUUGGUGAAGAAGAAGUACCUAAAUGCAGCUUUCGUGAAGCCAGGUCUGUGAUAAAGGAAGAGAAAUCAAGGAGUUGCUUCAAUGAAGUAAGUUCAGAGGACAGAAUACCACAGGAGAAAUGCGUUUUCCAUACUGGUGUGAAAGUAGAGGAAAAUCUAGAUGCAGACAGUGACUUGGAUGCUAAGAGCAGUGAGGAUGACAAAAUGGAAGAAAAUAAAGUGAACUGCAGAAGGGAAAAGGCCAUGGAAACCUCUGAGAAUGAUGCCAAGCAUCAUAGGAAUCAAACCCACUCAAGGUCAUCUAGUGAAGAAAGAGGGCAUGGUGUCAAACACCACACAAAAAGUUCCAAGUCAAGUAGACAUGAGAAAAGAGAAGGUCAGCACCAAGGGAGUCAGUCGAGAGACCAAGAGAACUAUUACACUGACCAUGAUUAUCGAAAAGAAAAGAAGAAUCCUCAUAGGCACAGAGAGGCCAGUCAUAGAGAUUUCCACUGGAAGAGGCAUGAACAAGAUAAACUGAGGGGAAGAGACCAAAGAGAAGGAAAUGACAGAGAAUGGAAAAGAGAGAAAGACAGGGAGAGAGAUUUCCCAAGAGAACAAGAAAGAGAUAGACAACAAAGUGAUCGUGACCGACACAGUGAGAAAGGAGAAGAGAAGGAAGAGAAAAGCAAAGAAAAGGAAGAACAUGUGAAAGUAAGGAAGGAAAGAAAUGAAAAUAAUGAUAAAUACAGAGAUAAGGAAAAACAAGAAGUAAGUGUUCAAUCUUCAGAAAGAAGUCAAGACAGAAAGGAAAGCAGCCCAAAUUCUAGGACAAAGGGUAGGUUUCUUGACCAAGAAAGAUCCAACAAAAUGAGAAACAUGGAAAAGGACAGGGAAAGAAACCAAGAGAAACCCUCUAGUUCUGAAACAUCACUGGGAACAAAACACAAACUCACAGAGGAAAGGCGAGAGAAAGUGAAAGAACAAGAGAGACCACCUGAGGCAGUGAGCAAGUUUGCGAAGCGGAACAAUGAAGAAACUGUAAUGUUUGCUAGAGACAGGUACUUGGCCAGGCAAAUGGCGCGGGUUAAUGCAAAGACCUAUAUUGAGAAAGAAGAUGAUUGAUGGCUGCCCAAUAGAAAGAUCUGUGGCAGCACAGAAAAUUGUAACUCCUGGACACUUCCUGUGUGAAAGCGUAGAGGAAAGGAGGGUGUUAACAGUGGUUGAGAGGAUAUUUUAAAAUAUAUUUUCAAAAUUCACUUUUGGCUUAGGUUGAAAUCAAAAGUAAGUCCUUUUUUCUUGAAUAAACAUAUAAUAUUUACUUAUCCAUACUACAUUUUUGGUGGGAUUAAAGAACUAAGAGUGUGCUAAAUUCCUGUAGAUAAUGAGGAAAAUUGACUCCACUACAACCAUUAAAAACUAAUUUAAACAACUCUCCUAAUAUGUUGGUAUUGUUGCAGAAUCUGUUUUAUUUUAUAAAUAAUGUAUUUCAGGUAAAAAUAUGUUGAUUUGAACAAUAAAGUAGAAUAUUGUUAUA
Cynocephalus volans (Philippine flying lemur) is the source of this 2136-nucleotide messenger RNA. RefSeq names its product nuclear speckle splicing regulatory protein 1 (gene NSRP1). The record is from RefSeq and is a predicted model, not a curated record. The transcript has 7 exons. Gene Ontology annotation, biological process: regulation of alternative mRNA splicing, via spliceosome. The coding region runs from base 210 to 1724 and encodes 504 amino acids. NCBI's taxonomy places the organism in Eukaryota, Metazoa, Chordata, Mammalia, Dermoptera, Cynocephalidae.